Molecule: messenger RNA, 2321 nt
Organism: Suricata suricatta (meerkat)
Lineage: Eukaryota; Metazoa; Chordata; Mammalia; Carnivora; Herpestidae
Gene: ALDH4A1
Product: aldehyde dehydrogenase 4 family member A1
Exons: 16
Coding region: 47-1978 (643 amino acids)
Molecular function (GO): L-glutamate gamma-semialdehyde dehydrogenase (NAD+) activity
Source: RefSeq, a predicted model, not a curated record
GCGCCCGGGGCGCACCGCGAGCAGACAGCCGCGCCGCGCGCUCGUGAUGCUGUCGCUGUGCCCCGCGCUCCGCCGCGCCCUGCAGGCCCGCCCCUGGAGGGGACCCGGGCUGCGCUGGAAGCAUGCCCCCUCCCUGAAGGUGGCCAACGAGCCCGUCCUGGCCUUCACGCAGGGCAGCCCCGAGCGAGAUGCGCUGCAGAAGGCCUUGAAGCACCUGAAGGGCCAGACGGAAGCCAUCCCGUGUGUGGUGGGGGACGAAGAGGUGUGGACCUCGGACGUGCAGUACCAGGUGUCGCCCUUCAACCAUGGACACAAGGUGGCCAAGUUCUGCUAUGCAGACACGGCCCUACUCAACAGAGCCAUCGAGGCCGCUUUGGCUGCCAGGAAAGAGUGGGACCUGAAGCCUGUUGCAGACCGGGCCCAGAUCUUCCUGAAGGCGGCAGAUAUGCUGAGCGGGCCUCGCAGGGCUGAGGUCCUUGCCAAGACCAUGGUGGGACAGGGUAAGACGGUGAUCCAGGCAGAGAUCGAUGCGGCGGCCGAGCUCAUCGACUUCUUCCGCUUCAAUGCCAAGUUUGCCGUGGAGCUAGAGGGUCAGCAGCCCCUCAGCGUGCCGCCCAGCACCAACAGCGUCGUGUACCGCGGGCUGGAGGGCUUCGUGGCGGCCAUCUCUCCCUUUAACUUCACUGCGAUCGGCGGCAACCUGGCGGGGGCGCCAGCCCUGAUGGUGAGAUAUCUCCACUUGGAGGAGGAGGAAGCCGCCUCAGAGGAGUUCGGGGGGCCUGGCCUGGGGCCCCCCGGAGCGGGGCAAAGCUGGGAUCCAAACCAGUCUCUGGCCCCAAAGCCUUCCCACGGGCCCCCGCUGCCUCUGCCUUCUGGGCAUCUCGCCGUGACCAGGGCUGGGCCUCUUUCAUCCGCUGAGACGGGAAGGGGAGCCGGCAAGCCCAUGAUGCCCGCUGCCCACAUCUCACCAUCAGGGCUGGCGCCCCUGCCAGGUUGCCGCCGAUCGCACUCCACGGCAAACUUGGCAUUGAAGCGGAAGAAGUCGAUGAGCUCGGCCGCCGCAUCGAUCUCUGCCUGGAUCACCGUCUUACCCUGUGUGCGGGAGGGCCAGUGGUCAGCGCGGCAGACGUGUACCCAUGGCGAUGGCAUGCCUGAGCGCUGGCGACCCCGCACCCCCAAGGAGAGAUGCACCUUCAAGCACCUGUGGAAGCAGGUGGCCCAGAACCUGGACCAGUUCCGCACCUUCCCACGCCUGGCGGGAGAGUGUGGUGGGAAGAACUUCCACUUCGUGCACUGCUCGGCCGAUGUGGACAGCGUGGUGAGCGGGACCCUGCGCUCGGCCUUCGAGUACGGCGGCCAGAAGUGCUCGGCCUGCUCCCGCCUCUAUGUGCCUCAGUCGCUGUGGCCGCAGAUCAAAGGGCGGCUGCUGGAGGAGCACGGCAGGAUCAAAGUGGGCAACCCAGCAGAGGAUUUUGGGACCUUCUUCUCUGCAGUGAUCGAUGCCAAGUCCUUCGGCCGCAUCAAGAAGUGGCUGGAGCACGCGCGCUCCUCACCCAGCCUCACCAUCCUGGCCGGGGGCAAGUGCGACGACUCCGUGGGCUACUUCGUGGAGCCCUGCAUCGUCCAGAGCAAGGACCCCCAGGAGCCCAUCAUGAAGGAGGAGAUCUUCGGGCCUGUGCUGACUGUGUAUGUCUACCCGGACGACAAGUACAAGGAGACACUGCAGCUGGUGGACAGCACUACCAGCUACGGCCUCACGGGGGCAGUGUUUGCCCAGGAUAAGGAUGUUGUCCAGGAGGCCACAACGAUGCUGAGGAAUGCUGCCGGCAAUUUCUACAUCAACGACAAGUCCACAGGCUCGGUGGUGGGCCAGCAGCCCUUUGGAGGGUCCCGAGCCUCUGGUGAGUCGGUCUCCCUUUCCGAGGAGGAGGCAAGUUCCUGGUGGGUGGCCUUGAUCCCCUCAUCUCAAGGGUGUUAAGUGUCAUAGGAAAACAUUGUGGGCCAGAUGCUGGGCUGUCUUCUUCCCAUUUUAUAGAGGAGUAAACUGAGGCACAGGGAGGGGAGGUGACUUGUUCUAGGGCACGUGGCCGGGUGGGUUCUAGCACCCACACCUUUUACCACCAUGUUCUGGUCACUUUGGUGUCGUCCCUCGUGUUUACGGUUGGGGAAACUGAGACUCAGAGCAGGUGGUGACUUGCCCUAGGUCCCAGCCGCCUUGUGGCAGAGCCAAGGCCAGAGCCCGGGGCUCCUGGCUCCCAGUGCAGUGCUCUCUCCACAGUGCUCCCAGACACUCCUCACAGGUGGGGACACAGACCCCGGGA